UUUAACAGCUUGAACUGAAGCUACCGGGCUUAUUCCCUUUAACUCCCUGUCGACCCUCCUGCUCGGCUUUCCUCAACUUAUGUUUCCACUGAGGGCAACACGGAGGCUGUAACACAAGUAAGCUAACAAACCCACCAGGCCAGCAGAGUCACCUUCCAUCAUGUCUCCAUCAGCCUGUUGACACUGACUGCUUCCCCGGCGCCGUGCAAACAGGAGGGAGGCAGCUGGAGGCUAGCCAACCAGCUAGCCAGCUAGCAUGCAGCAGUUGCCCUGUGUUUCCAAGAGGCGGCGCUGCUGAGAGGAGAGCGGACGGGGGCUGAGAGUGUAGCUGCUGUCUCGGGCCAUGGAUGACUUCACCACCAGGACUUACGGCACCAGCGGCAUGGACAACAGACCUCUGUUCGGGGAGACCUCGGCACGGGAUCGAAUCAUCAACAUGGCAGUGGGGGGAUUCACGUCUCUGGUUGUUUUAGUGACUGUCAUCAGUUCGUUUGUGUUCCCCUCGCUGCCUCCACGACCACUUAAUGUCUUCUUCGCCGUCUGCAUCCUGUUAGCCUGCGGAUCCAACUUAGUGCUGAUCUUCUGGUACAGGCAGGGCGAUCUGGAGCCUAAAUUCAGGAAUCUGAUCUACUUCAUGCUGGCGUCCAUCGUGCUGCUGUGUCUAUGUGCCAACCUGUACUUCCACGACGUCAGGUAAAGACGGAGACGAGGAAAACGGAGGAGGAAGAAGGGAAGACAUGGCCUUGACAGACACAUUCAUAGAAGGACUGCGUGGAAGGACAGACGCACGCAGAGUGAAGGAAACUCAACACUCGUUAAGUGUGAACAAGCAAAAUGAAACAAACUACAAAAAAAAAGAUCUCGGACCAAAAACCAGUGAAUCUUUCUGGUUCAGGUGGAAGGAAAACGGUGGGAGCUGAGAUGUGAAGCUCUGCACACAAACAUGGGAGAUUGAAGAGGAGACUCACAGCUGAAGGAUGAACUUUCAGGUGAAGCAGGUGUGUUUACAAGCACAUCGAACAUUCACAGUCUUUCACAAAACAAGCACUUAAACUGAAAAGAAAUGGGUCUGAUAUGAUUAUGCAACAGUUAAAGGAAAAAUCUGCCCUUUUAUAAUGUUUAUUUAAACUGUUUAAUAUUGUGUUGUUCGGAAUUUAUGCUCGUCUCCAAAAAACUGCCAGGAAAAAAGGGGCCAAACUGGUGCUUUCAUUCAUUGCAGAGGCUUAUUGUCAUGCUACAUAAAAAUCUAAAUCAUGCCAAAUAAUGCAGACAUGACCUGUGUCUCAUUUCAUCCUUUAACUUUUUUUAAAUUUUUUUAAAAAGAUCAAAUUCAUGACAAUGACUUCACAAUCAUUCCUCCUGAAAAUCUGCUGCCUGCUACCGGUGAAUUCAGGGUCAGUGAGCCAGAGAAAACACAUAAAUCAAACACUUUCCUGUUAUCAAACUGAAUAUUUAAUCUGCUGCACACAUCACAGAAAAGACAAUAGUUGUUGUUUUUUAACUGAUUUUACCGAGGUGGAUUUUUCCUUUAACCAGGGUGGAGAUUGUCAGCACAUAAACACACUGAGUGACAAAGGACGAGGGGGGUUUGAUGUCGGACCCCCCCUUCCUGUCAGUACUGUAGACUGUAGCACAAGCGAGCUAACACAGCAGUAGCACAAGCAGCAUCAGAGCUCCGUGGGGGAAGAAAUAUAUGCAAAAGUUUGUACGUCUUCUUCGCUUCUUUUCCUGCGUUUUCUAGCUUAUCUGAUUAUCAGGGUUUGAAUUAAUGAAGUUUCCAAACCGAGUCUCUCUAAGAGGAUUCUUUUUUUUUUUUUUAUUAGAGACUGACUGCCAAUUCUUUCACUAAGCAUUCACUAACUGUUGUGUAAGCCAUACACGCACUGACACACAUAAACACACACGCUCAGGCCAGCUGCACCAAUGAGAAUGAAUGGAAACAAUUCACAUGGCUUUACAGUACAGCAGAUCUUCACAUUUCUAUAUCACAAGCAUCUAUCUUCAUAUUUCUAUAUCACAAGCAUCUAUCUUCACAUUUCUACAUCAAAAGCAUCUAUCUUCAUAUUUCUAUAUCAAGUUCUUCAUAUUUCUAGCUUCACACUGAUGUGUCUGCCAUUUAAAUUUUGCACUAAUCAUUCUGCGUCUGUAGCUUUAAGUUAGUUUUUUUUUUAAUCAUAAAUGAAAACAAUAAUCAUGAAAGUGUUUAGUGUUCAGGCGUGUUUAACUCUGACUGAUCAGUGUGUUAAAGAUUAAAUAACUCGUAGGUCUUUGUCGCUGGUUAAGACCCCUAAAUAAAUAUGCAAUUUAAAUUUAAAAAAGCUGGUUUCCAAAUGCACCUUUGACCAAAAUUCAAUGAGUCUUUUAAACUAUUGGAGUCUGAAAACGGCAACUGAGCAAUUUUGAAUUUUAAGGAAAUCAUUUCAGGAAUCGGGAAGAAGAAGAAAAAUGCUCCCAGAGUUUAAAAUGCUAUUUUAAAUGUUUGUUUCGUCCUGAACACGAGUUGAAAACCCCUGAAACGUCAAUUUACUGGAAGAGAAGACAAAGAAAAGCAGCAAAUAUUUACACUACAGCGGCUUUGUCUUUGUAGCUUCAACGAGUUAUGAGUUGAUUUUCUGCCGUUGUUCAGAGCUGCAACUGAAUCUUUACUUCAUUAUGAUCGAUCUAUUUAUGAUUAAGUCAAAACAGUGUAAAAAAACAUCUAUCCAGAACCUGAAGACUCUUCAGUAACUAUCAUAAAUGUUGGAAGUUUAUUCCAUUAUCAAAAAACUUAUUAAUUUUCUUUUGAUCAACCCAAAGAUGAUCGCGUCUUUUAUUACUAUUUUUAAUACGUUUUCACCAAAGAUUGCUGAAAUCAAACCUCCAACGUGGUGUCAGGUUUGGUCUCUAAAAGUAAGACCAGACCCCUUAAACCUAAAUACUGCUUUGAAGAGACUUGAAACUUGAGGUUGGGAUGAAAAACUGAAAAUGUUCAGAGGUGACAAAUCAUGUUGGGAGGACGGUCACUUUUCAUAGACUUCUGUUGAAGGCAGAUUGAAGGCUUCACUUUUCAAACUCUGAUUUCACUCUUUGCUUUAAUUAAUAAUUUUAUGAUUUGUGUCGAUGGAGGAAAGCGUCAAACUUGCUGCAGACGUCUGAAGUCGUCUCUUCUGUUUGUUAAAUUCUCGACUCGUGCUGCAUUCUGUUUCCUUGUUCUGCAGCGGUGUCUUUGUUUACAGAUGAAACUUUGAGUAAACACUCAGUUUGACAACAAGCAGUGACAAAGACUGAGGGGGGGGGACGAACCCCCCCGCCUUCCACUGGAGGAGUCAAACCUCACCACGACUUUAGGAUUGUGAAAGCCAUGUGUUUCUGUUUCUAUUUCAUUUGUUUCAUGGAAUAAAUGACUGUGUAUCCUC
This is a messenger RNA of Labrus bergylta (ballan wrasse), 3395 nucleotides long. RefSeq names its product transmembrane protein 243, mitochondrial b (gene tmem243b). Lineage: Eukaryota; Metazoa; Chordata; Actinopteri; Labriformes; Labridae. The record is from RefSeq and is a predicted model, not a curated record.